AUGCAAAAGAUGGCGGAGGCAUCAAAUUCGGCAGCAGCAACAUGCUACAACAAAGCAUCCUCGGUCGAUGAGGAGGGCGGCGGUGUUCACGUGGAAACCCGGAAAACACCACCGACUGAUCAAGACGAUAUUGUGUACAGAAUGAACAACCUUGAUCCUCCAGUGACCCCAGAAGAAAUAAAGAGGGUGAGAAGGAAAAUCGAUAUGCGCCUGCCUCCGUUUUUGCUUGUUCUAUACAUGUUUACUUGGCUUGACCGCGGAGCUCUGGGAAACGCAGCUUUGAUGAACAUUAGAGAGGAUCUUGGAUUUUCCAGCAGGCAGUUCUCUUUGGCAGUUAGCAUCUUUUUCGUGGGGACUUGCAUUGCCGACUUGUUUACAAACAUAGGCAUGCGAUACAUCCGACCGUCUCUGUACCUAGCAACCGCAAUGAUCAUUUGGGGAAUUUUCGCAACACUGCAGGCUGUUGCGGGUGGCCCAGGGGGCAUGUACGCCAUUCGGCUGUUCCUAGGAAUAUUUGAAGCUGCGUUUAUCUCCGGUGCUCCGUAUCUCACCACAGUUCUCUACCCCAGAGCGGAAUGGGGCCGUCGGAUAAGUAUCUACCUCUCCGCAACGCCUCUGGCCGGUGCGUUUGGUGGAUGGGUUGCCUACGGGGUCUCGAAUAUUCCCAAUCCACGUGUAAAGCAUUGGCAGGCUCUCUUCCUGAUUGAGGGCCUUCUCACUAUACUUUUCGGUGUUCUCUGCAUCUGGGUUUUGCCUGAUCGCCCACACAACACCAAAUGGCUUACCCCUCGCGAACGAGAUGUUGCAACUUGGCGUAUGAUGAACGAUGGCAACCGUACGCAUGGCAAGAUUAAUUGGAAAACCACAAUCAAUCAGCUGUAUGACUGGCGGCUAUGGAUGAACAUUGCCAUAUACAUGGGACAGGUCCUCCAGACUUACACGAUCGCAACUUUCACGCCCAUCAUCGUCGCGACAUUUGGGUACGACAAUGUUAAAGCGCAACUAAUGACAGCGCCUCCGUAUUGUGUCGCUUUCGUGAUGGUAUUCGUGGUCGGCUACGCAAGUGACCGGUUGAAGUCGUGCUCGGGGCUGUUGGUCAUCUGCUCGAUGGUAGCAGCUACCGGUGACCUUCUGCUGGCAGUUUUACCACACACAGCAGCAAAUGCACGGUACGGGGCUACUUUCUUGAUUUUGUCAGGCAUCCUUUCAGGCGUCACACUAAGUGUAGGAAAUAUCACAAGUAACUGUUGCGGGGAUAUCAAAAAGGGCAUUGCAUCUGGGUUGUUUCAGUCUUUUGGGAGCACAAUGGGUAUUGCUACUGGAUACCUCUUUCCAUCAACAGAUGGCCCAUCCUAUAAGACGGGAUUCUGGACAUUGUUCGCCGCCACCUGCUGGACUGGUAUUGGUAGUGCAUUUAUGACUUUCAUGACAAUCAGGGAGAACCGUAGAAGGGAUCAAGAAUUUGGAAAACCCCCCGAAGGAAUUAUCAUAGAUUUCGAAGAAGACGGCCAGAUGGAGAAGCACAGGUACUGGAGGUACUAUCGCUGA
This is a messenger RNA of Colletotrichum truncatum, 1548 nucleotides long. The record is from RefSeq and is a predicted model, not a curated record. NCBI's taxonomy places the organism in Eukaryota, Fungi, Ascomycota, Sordariomycetes, Glomerellales, Glomerellaceae.